CACCUGUGCCCAGCAGUGCGCCCACUAACUCCACCCACCUGUGCCCAGCAGUGCAUCCACCUGUGCCCAGCAGUGCACCCACCUGUGCCACCCAGUCAGUGCCACCCACCUGUGCCCACCAGUGCCACCCACCUGUGCCCACCAGUGCCCAUCAGUGAAGCCCAGCAGCGCUGCCAGUCAGUGGCACCAGUCAGUGCCCAGCGGUUCUGCCAGUCAGUGCCCAGCAGUGCCGCCAGUCAUCAGUGCCACCUAUCAAAGCUGUCUAUCAGUACCCAUCAUCAGUGUCGCCUAUCAGUGCCGCCUAUCCGUGACACCUCAUUAGUGCUGCCUAUCAGU
Messenger RNA from Staurois parvus, 336 nucleotides. NCBI's taxonomy places the organism in Eukaryota, Metazoa, Chordata, Amphibia, Anura, Ranidae. The record is from the annotation of a GenBank genome assembly.